Messenger RNA from Telopea speciosissima, 1364 nucleotides. RefSeq names its product chaperone protein dnaJ 49-like. Gene Ontology annotation, cellular component: endoplasmic reticulum membrane. The transcript has 2 exons. Gene Ontology annotation, biological process: cellular response to misfolded protein. Bases 93 to 1187 code for a protein of 364 amino acids. Gene Ontology annotation, molecular function: Hsp70 protein binding. The record is from RefSeq and is a predicted model, not a curated record. NCBI's taxonomy places the organism in Eukaryota, Viridiplantae, Streptophyta, Magnoliopsida, Proteales, Proteaceae.
CAAAAUUUCUCUCUUUUUUCUGAAAGGGAACCUUAAACGAUCGCUUCGAUUGACAGUGCUCAGUUCCCUGUCAUUGUUGCAACCUUCUUGCAAUGGACGGGAACAAAGACGAGGCUCUGAAAUGCCUGAAAAUUGGACGAGAAGCUCUGGAAGUCGGCGAUCGUAUUCGUGCAAUGAAAUUUAUCUCGAAAGCUCGCCGCCUCGAUCCAACCCUUCCUGUCGAUGACUUCUUGUCGAAGCUAGAAGGUGAAUCUGGUGAUCCUCCGGCUCCGAAUUCACCCCCACCAAAUGGUGUUCCCCAGGACGAAGCGAACUCUUCUAGCAAGUUUUCGGUUAAUUCUUCUGUUAGGCACAGAGUUCCAUCAUAUGGAUCUUCGUCGAUUUCUCCUAAGUCUUACACAGAGGAGCAGAUCUCGAUCGUCAGAGAGAUAAAGAAGAAGAAGGAUUACUAUAGAAUUUUGGGGCUAGAAAAGGAAUGCUCUGUUGAAGACGUCAGGAAGGCAUAUCGGAAACUGUCUCUGAAAGUCCAUCCUGAUAAAAACAAAGCUCCUGGUGCUGAGGAAGCAUUUAAGGUGGUUUCGAAAGCAUUUCAGUGCCUUAGUGACGAAAAGAGCAGGAAAAGGUAUGACGUUGUUGGCUCUGAUGAAACCGUAUAUGAUAGACCCGCAGCUAGGCGUGGACCACAAGAUUUCAAUGGUUUCUAUGAGGCAGACAUCGAUGCUGAAGAGAUUUUCAGGAACUUCUUCUUUGGUGGGAUGCCUCGGGCAACCACCCAGUUUCGUGGGUUUACUUUUGGUACUGGCAUGGCACCAAGUGUACGAAUGGCUGAUCAUGGCUCGGGCAACUUCAAUAUCCGGGCACUUCUUCAGUUACUGCCCAUCCUUCUUGUGCUUCUGCUGAAUUUCCUACCAUCUUCAGACCCCAUUUAUGCUCUUUCUAGGUCUGACCCUUAUGAACACCGGUUUGUUACUCAAAAGGGUAUCAAUUAUUUUGUUAAGACGGCAAAAUUUGAUCAAGAGUACCCUCAUAAUAGCCCUGAACGUGUGAAAAUAGAACAAGAAAUCGAGAGAGCCUACAUUUCGAGUCUUGCACAAUAUUGCCAGGUUGAGUUGCAGCGGCAUCAGUGGGGUCUCACGAUUGAGACACCAUAUUGUGACAGGUUAAGAGAGAUUCAGUCAAUGGCUUGAUGUACUUUCCAGGUCCGGUCCAGUCCCUUGACUUAUUUCGUCCAUUGUGCAUUGCUAAAUUUAAUUUUGGAGGGGUUGAAUGAAUAAGACCAAUUACAUUUACUUGCUUUCUUUCUCAACCCUCAGUAGGAUAGGAUGUAAUCAUGAGACAUUUGAUUAUAGAUUUUCCAUUUGGCA